AUGGUCCGGGCAUAUAAUUUCCUGACUUCAUCACGAAGUUUCAUUCUCCCUUCAACUAGAUUUCAAUCAUCAGCAUCUAAUAUCAAUAGUUUAGAUGAGAAGGAUUGCAAUCAAGAUGAACAAAAAGAUGAAUUCCGUCCUUGUUUUGUAAUUCCCAACCGUAAAUUAAGUUCACAGUUGGUUAUAGAAAGACUAACUGGAAGAUUACGAGGUGAAAAAAAAGUUCAAAGAGAUUUUAAAGAUCGCUUAGCAUUACGUGCUCCAAGAACAGAAGAUAUGGAUGUUAAUCAGGAUUGGCCAAGUGUGUGGCCUGGGCCAAGAUCAUUUAAUGCUAAUUCUGUUCCAUUACCUAUUCGUAUGGGAAGUAGACCAGAUGUUUUAAAAAGACCACCAUUUAAGAAGGUGGGAAAUUUGGAACUUGUAAAAAUACCUAAUUUUUUACAUCUUACUCCAAAAGCUAUUGAAAAUCAUUGUGCUGCAAUUAAAAAAUUUUGUACCCCAUUUCCUAAAGAAUUGAUAGAAAAUAAAUCUUUAAUUGAGGAAUGUUUUCCACUAGAAGUACAAUAUUCAGAUUAUGUUCAUCAAGGACCAUCUUUGAGAGAUCCAAGAGCAAGAAAAGUUACACAAACAGUUUCUCUUAAAUCAUUAAAAUUGUCAGAUCAUGGUAGAGAAAAAAUUAUAAGACUUGCUGGAAAGUAUUAUAAUCAUGAAACGGAUGUUUUAACUCUUGAGAUUGAUCGUUGUUAUACAAGAAAACAAAAUCGUGAUUAUGGUACAUAUCUAAUCACAGUAUUGAUUAAUGAAGCAGAAAAAGUAGAACCUUGGGAAAACUUAAAAUCUGAUAAAGAUGAUAUGAAAGUUAAAUAUGAAGAUUUUAAACUUGUUGAAUAA
Molecule: messenger RNA, 891 nt
Organism: Strongyloides ratti
Lineage: Eukaryota; Metazoa; Nematoda; Chromadorea; Rhabditida; Strongyloididae
Product: 28S ribosomal protein S35, mitochondrial
Exons: 3
Coding region: 1-891 (296 amino acids)
Biological process (GO): mitochondrial translation
Cellular component (GO): mitochondrial small ribosomal subunit
Molecular function (GO): structural constituent of ribosome
Source: RefSeq, a predicted model, not a curated record